Messenger RNA from Hemiscyllium ocellatum (epaulette shark), 4760 nucleotides. RefSeq names its product neural proliferation differentiation and control protein 1-like. Bases 142 to 1059 code for a protein of 305 amino acids. Gene Ontology annotation, cellular component: membrane. The record is from RefSeq and is a predicted model, not a curated record. NCBI's taxonomy places the organism in Eukaryota, Metazoa, Chordata, Chondrichthyes, Orectolobiformes, Hemiscylliidae. The transcript has 9 exons.
GGACGUCAGGCGCGUGUCCUGGUUGCGUAGCGACGGGGCGGCGGGCGCUGUCGAGUUGUCCGUCAGUGCGGGCGGUAAUGGCGCCCGAUCCGUGUCCGUGACCGUGCCCGGCCUCGCGUGUCCGACCAUGCGGCAACAGUGAUGGUGACUGUGCCGCGGAGUCCCGGAGGCAGGCCGAGCGCCCGGGCCGUGCUGCUCGGAGCUCUGGCCCUGCUCUUCAGUCAGGCAGCUGAAACCUGCCCUGGUAAACUGGACUGCAUCAUAAAGCGACGUGAACCUUGCAUGACAGGAUUUGAUCACUGUGGGUCAUGUCUCUCUGAAUUUGUUGAAGAUGAGAAAGGAGAUUGUGUAGAGAAGCACAGGAUACGUCAUGGAUCCUCUGAUAUCGAUGGUGAUAUUGAUUACAUAGCAUCACUCUUAGCCAAAAAAGAGAGUACGCCACAUACACAACAACUGGCGGCAGCGGCAGAGACUGGCAAGAAUAAACCUGCUAACUUAAAAGAUGAAUCGCAAGGGAUUCGUGCAGACAUAUCAUCCAAUAAAGAAAUGUUAUCAACCACAGCAAGUGCACCCCCAAACGUUCCUGGUAAAGUGGCAGAAAUAAAGAGUAUUCCAAAGAGAGAUGUUCCUUUCACUGAUGCCAUUCUACUCACUUUGAUCAUUGUAUGCACAGUGGCGGGGGUCUCUGGACUGAUCAUUGCUGGCAUCUGCUGGUACAGAUUACAAAAAGAGGUGAGAUUAACUCAGAAAGCAGACUAUCCAGGCUAUGGUAUAAUUGGAUCUAACACGCAACCUGAGAAACCCUUGAGUGGUGACAAGAAGCUGGCACAGAGUGCCCAGAUGUACCACUACCAACAUCAGAAGCAGCAGAUGCUAUCAAUGGAGAAAAAUAAGGAUGAAUCCAAAGUACCCGAAUCAGCGACAGAAUCUGAGGGAGAGAAUGAAGAUGGCGAUUUCACAGUCUAUGAAUGUCCAGGACUGGCUCCAACCGGGGAAAUGGAGGUCAAGAAUCCACUUUUUGAUGAUUCAUCCCUGCAUCAUCCACCGCUCAGUAACUAGACAACCUGGUAUCUCUCUGGACUAUGAAACUUCAAAGAGGGAGAAGUAUCUGCAGUUCCAAAAGAUCGUUCAACUGUGCACCAAAAGACUGUUUUGCUUCCAAUGGCCUCUUUCGUUCUGUUUCUGACUGUUGAGGAAAUCCAUCCCCCUACCCCAAUCUAAACUCUGGUAAUAGUCUUUAAUCACACCACCACUGUGAUCACCACACAUUUUCAGCUUCCUUGACCUGACAUGUUUGGCAGAUCAAGAGAAUGUUAUGGUGCGUUUCUUGUUACCCAGUGAUCAUCUCGUUUCUGAAAGAGAACAGAAUGUAUGACGGUUCAAAGGAAAGUAUUAAGAAGGUGACCGUUGUCCCUCAGUGGUUUGCACACACAGGUGUGUGUGCUGCAGACAAACUAGGUACAUGUUUGUCCAUUCAGCCAAUUUCCCAACACUCCUGAGUGUGGUGUGAUACUUGUCUACAUCUGACCAGAAAGUAAUCAUUGAAAGUGAAACUUGCUCCAUAACAGUGUCAUUUCACUGUGCUUUGUAGUGGUCAGCUGCAGUUGCUAAAUGUAGCUGCCUCUUUACUGGGGAAGAGUUGAUGAUGUUUCAUUCUUUCAAAUUGUAAUCUGUUAGGACUCUUCACAGCAUCAAUCAUCUAAAAGCUCAGAUGUCACUGAUUUUCCAUUGCAGUAGGUUAUUAUAAAUAACUUGUCAAAUUGUGGUGAACUGCCAGCUGUCUUGAACCUUGAUGUAAGUAACUCAAUGGGGCAGUUAUCAAAUGUCAGUACUCAUAAGGAUGAGAGCAAAACACUUGUACCACUGAAGCUCAUCCUUAUUGACUCUUUUAAUUGUAUUGGCCAAGUAUUCAUUUUGUAAUCUUGUAAUGCACAACUAUUCUACUGAUACUUCCAAAGCAUCAACUGAAAUCAUUUCACCAUCCAUUAAAACUGAUGAAGCAUAUAAGAGCCAAAGCUCCUUAAUAUUGGAAUACAAUAAAACCAUGGUGUGAUUGAUAGGUGAUGAUGAAGCAGGACACAAUUGAAUGGACCACACUCCUUAACCACUCAGUUUAUGUAUGUGAGAUUUUCACUAGUAACUAAGUGUUACCUCUUUAAUGACAAUUUAGGGUGGUAUUAGUCUGUUAGUGUAGAGAGGUGCUAUUGUCACCAACUGUGCUCUAUUUCUUACUCCCAUCCAUUCCCGGUCCUGCAAAUUGCAUGAACUUCCAUUAUUAGAUUGAUAGGAGAGUUAUACAAAGCAUUCAACUUUCAGUUGUGACUGACACAAAGCAUACAGACUGAUGGUGAUACCGGUCAGUCCCAGAUUUUAAUCAAGAGGUACCAACUUCAGAGCUGCAUGUUGAACUUUGUGACUGCUGGUGAUAAAUUGGGUUUGUCUGGCUGACCAUGAGAAACCCAGAGACUGAGAAUUCAAAUCCCAAAACAACAGGUUUAUGAUGUUGACUUAAUUCACUCUGGUAAUUUGUAAGGCAAAAGCCAGAAACGGAUGAUAGAUUGUUAUAAUAUUUCAACCUGCCUCUUCUAUCUGUUCCAUCCUAGACAUUACUGUAGACCAUAGCUGCUGAUUGACUCUUGACUCCCCCACAAAUAUCCUAGCAAGCACAUGUACAAACAAGUAGCACACCAACUACUGCCUCCUGGUAACUGCCAAUGAGGUGCAACAAAUGUUGCCUCACCAGCAUUCCAAGAAUAAUUUUUCAAAUUAAAAUCUAAUUUCUAAUCUAAUUAAGAUCUAAUCAGGUUAGUGCUUGCUAACUGAUUUGAACAGUACAGAUCCAACAAAUCUAAAUUAUUUGAAGACCCCAACAACUUCUACACCUCUUACCAAGCUGAAGUUUUAUUCCUGGAAGUAGGGCAUCCCUAAAGUGGAUACACAUUAAACUUCAGUAGUUCAGGUCCAGGUGAAAAGGUCUUUGUUUCUCAACUGGGGAAAGAAGACGUCUAUAUAUUAGUUAUAUAAUUGCCUUGGUAACUAUUUGAUUUUCUUGUGUAAAUGUAAUAUAGCAGAAACCUGUUGUGAGAGAUGUUAAAAAAGGAGAUAAAGGUUAUAUCUAGAUUGUAUAAAUUGGUUGGUCAGAUUUUAAUCUAAAUAAGAGCAUUUAUGAAGUAAUUUAUGUGCAAGUUUAUAGAAAUUAGCUUAAUAUUUAGAUUUUGUUUAUGGGGCUUACCUGAAGUUUUAUUCCUAAAUUUUUAUUUCAAAGAGCUUUAUUUUAAAGGGACUGGAUUCAUAAGCUGUUUUUGCUGGUGAUGCUUCAAUAUUGAAUCCUGUAGCAGUCAGUUAAUUUCAUAAUAUUUUGUGUUCUGCAAACUUUAUGCAGGCUCCACAAUGUACAGAGCCCAGUGCAGGAGCCAGAUUAAUCCCACUGGCUCACUUGAUUGUUUCUAACAAUUACAAGAGCCUGUCUAUGACCCAAAGUUGGACCUACUCACUGUAAUUACUCAUUACGAUUCUGCUGAAAAGGUCAGUUUAACCACGAUCAAGCAGUUUAAACUAUUAUCAACAGGAAAAAUAUUGAAUAUUCUGUGCUAUAACUAAUCUAUGAUAAAAUGAAAAUGUAAAAUGAUGGAGAUGUACAGCUAAUGGAUCAGCAUCUGGGGGAGAUAAAGGAUUAACACUUGUGUUUAUUCUUAAAAUCCUUCAGCAUAAGUGGGACCAUUUGACGCAUUAAUCUUACGUUGGCUCUUUAAAAGAGCUAUCCCACUGAUCGCAAUCUCCUGCUCUCCCCUCCUCUCUCUUUCCACCCCCCCCCCCACCCCGCCCUGAAUUUUUAUUUCAAAAGAUAACUUGCAGGCUUCAGAUAGUUUUGACACAUUUGAAUGUAACCAAAUCCACAAAUGAGCUGCUAAAUUGAAGCCAUCAGCCAGGAAACUCUUCAGUCUUCUUACAUAAUUUUAAUAAUUGAAACAGUAAGACCAGAAACAACAGUAAUUUUAUUUUCCAAAAUAUCCAUAGCAAGAGUAAAUAGUUAACCUGAUGGAAGUACCCCAGUGGAGCAGUUUGGCUUAAACUGUUACCAAUCAUGCCAACAUCAAAACCUACCUGGAAUUGGUUGCCUUCUGCAUAAAGGGAAGUUCAGUGAAAAAUUCCUCCAGAUGGUGUUCAUUUUGAUUCUUGAAUUGCUAAGCUGCAGAUUCCAUUCCAUUGUAACUCAAUGAAUAGAAAUAUGCUUUCAUUUAAACAGGAAUAUGAACAUUGAUGAGAUGGCUAAUGUUAAAUAUUUCCUUUUCGGAGGAAGCAUGUAAUGGUUAGAUGGGAAAUUAGUUGAAUUGAGUUGCAUGGUGCACUGUGGGAGAAUGAAGAGAUUCCAGAAUGCAGAUCGAUAAUGCUUGCAUAAGACAAAUGCUUUGGAUCAGACUUUUGAUAUUCUCACUCUGUUUCUUCUUCCCUCUCUUGUUCUUAUGGGAUUGGCCACAUGGACCAUGGUGAUCUUUAACAUUCCAAUGAUCUGAUCCGUAUUUGUCUUUUGCCACUUCAUGUAUUUAUUAUCUAUCUAUUCAUUUUUAUUUCAGUUGUCUUCAUUUCUAGUAUAUUUCGUUUUCCCAAGUUAGGUCACCACAAUUUAAAAUACCCGUUCUUACAUUAUGUUUAUUGUAUUUUUCAGUGAAAAUAAAUUAAUUUGUUGAAGAUCUAUUUUUUUUUUGGCCCUGUUUCCUGUGGUAUUAUUGAACAUAAAUAAAAUGGCUUUUUUCACUGGA